Bactrocera tryoni is the source of this 1794-nucleotide messenger RNA. RefSeq lists its product as uncharacterized. The coding region runs from base 1 to 1794 and encodes 597 amino acids. The transcript is spliced from 2 exons. The record is from RefSeq and is a predicted model, not a curated record. Lineage: Eukaryota; Metazoa; Arthropoda; Insecta; Diptera; Tephritidae.
AUGGCACCCAAGAAAAUGGAAUCAGCUGAAGCCAAGAAGAAGCUGGCUUCAUUUGUUCAACAAGUCAUCCUACUCAACAACACGUUGACUUUCGAUGUCUUGCGUGAGUUCGACGAAGCUGCACUGGAGGUACGUAUCGAGCAAGUGGAUAGGCUGGCUCUGCUAGAUUCUACGUCACAAUUAAACUUUAUAACCAAUCGAUUCGCUAAUCAACUACAACUAAAGAAGGUCAAAUCUUCACAGUUCAUUUCUGGUAUAGGCCAAAAUGAUUUCGUUGCCAAUCAUAUCGCUAAUUUCGACCUGCAUUCGCGCAUUAACGAUUACAUUGCCAAAUUGUCUGCGGUUAUUACCCCCACCAUCACCGAUGUUCAACCAUCUCGUUCUUUAAAGGAUAUUAAUUGGAAUAUACCACAAAACAUAUCCUUAGCAGACCCACACUUUUUCGAACCGCAGCGCGUUAAUAUGCUCAUUGGAGCUAGUUUAUUCUUUGACCUGCUCUGCGUUGGCCAGAUACGCCUGGCUAAAAAUUUACCACUUCUACAAAAAACAAAGCUAGGGUGGGUUGUAUCAGGCGCAACAACAUACAACAUUUCGAAGCUAUCUUGCUUAGCAGCCAUCGACAUGGCUCUAGCAAAUGACUCAGAUGACGACUUACAUAACCUAGUUCAGCGCUUUUGGGAAAUAGAGAACUGUAUUGGCUCCACACCAAAAACUACAAUAGAGGAGGAUUUGUGCGAAGAGCAUUUCAUAAAAACCCAUAAGCGAUUGGAAUCUGGUGAGUUUUCGGUUCGAUUACCAACAAAAUCACCUUCUUGCGAACUAGGAGAGCCGUAUCAACAGGCUGUCAAUCGAUUCAAGGCUUUAGAGCGGAAAUUUCAGCGCAAUGCUAAACUAAAACAACAAUAUUCGUCAUUCAUUAAGGAGUAUUUUGAUUUGAACCAUAUGUCAGUCGUUGACACUAUGCCAAAGAAUAUUCCAAUGAAUUUUAUGCCACAUCACUGUGUUUUAAAGGCUGAUAGUACAACAACAAAACUGCGUGUGGUUUUUGAUGGCUCUGCGCCAACCAGCAAUGGACUUUCGUUGAAUUCGAUUCUGAUGAAAGGACCAACCAUUCAACCUCCACUUUUUGACAUUUUGCUUCGAUUUCGCACCUUCAAAAUUGCUCUUACUGCAGACAUUUGUAAAAUGUAUCGCUGUGUAAGGAUGUCUGAUCCAGACAACUUCCUGCAGUGCAUAAUAUUGAGGGACAAACCCAAUGAAGAUUUUCGCAUUUUUAAGUUAGAUACCGUCACCUUUGGAACGAAGCCAGCUCUUCUAGCCAUUCGUGCAAUGCAGCAGCUUGGCCGCGAUGAAGCUCAUGUUUAUCCCGUUGAAGCCGAAACGAUACACCAUGGAUUUUAUGUGGAUGACAUGAUUACCGGUGCAGGCUCGUUGGGCGAAGCAAAGAUGAUAUUAAAUGAGACUAAAAAGUGUUUAUCUCUCGGAAACUUUCACUUGAGGAAAUGGUGUUCGAAUGAUGAUCGAGUCUUGAUGGAUAUUGAGGAUAUUGACAAACAGGACUUCUUAACCUUCGACGACGGUACAAGCAUAACAAAGACACUUGGAUUGGUUUGGGAUCCAAAGUUGGACGUAUUCAUAUUUUCCUUUUCACCCUUCGGAACACCGGCUAAGGUAACUAUACGCACAAUCCUUUCGGCUAUAGCCAGGCUUUACGAUCCCCUUGGUUUGGUCGGACCUGUGGCGGCAAAAGCCAAAAUAUUCUUGCAGCAUUUGUGGAAAGAGAAGCUACAUUAG